AUGCUUGUUCAUUUAGAAAAUGUGUGUAAAAAGACUCCAGAAACCUAUCAAACAUCAGGACCUGUGAUGUUUAAAGCACUCCUGAUAAUGGGGACAUUGCAAGGAUUUUUCAUUUUCUUGGGUGCUUGUGUUGUCUACGCUGGGCGACUUCACGGAUUCCCGGGGGAGAAACCCGGACGAUGCCCUCGGGAUGACCGUAUAACAACAUGUGAUUGUCCGAUUGGUCAGACCCAAUGUACACGUGACAGUGAUUGUUCAUAUGAUUUAAAAUGCUGCUCUUUUGGUUGUGGCUGUAGAACUUCUUGUGUAAAACCAGUGUACGGACCCGGACCAAACUCAGGUGGCUGUUUUUAUAAUGGUCGGUAUUAUUCCGUCGGAGAAAGCUUCCCUGCUACUGAUGGCUGUAAUACAUGUUUCUGCUCAGAUAAUGGACAAGUUGGAUGCACAUUGAUCGGUUGCCAUUGA
Saccostrea echinata is the source of this 465-nucleotide messenger RNA. Its product is annotated as WAP four-disulfide core domain protein 2-like. Gene Ontology annotation, cellular component: extracellular region. Gene Ontology annotation, molecular function: peptidase inhibitor activity. The transcript has 6 exons. Bases 1 to 465 code for a protein of 154 amino acids. Lineage: Eukaryota; Metazoa; Mollusca; Bivalvia; Ostreida; Ostreidae. The record is from RefSeq and is a predicted model, not a curated record.